AAGAAAAUUUUUUUUUUUUUUUAUUCCUUCCUCCGCUCCUCCUGGCCCACACCGUGCGUUCUUCGUAGUCCUCGUGAGGACUCUCGGCUGAAGACUCCCAUUUUGGACGCUUGGUAGUUAUAACGUCCUGCGUCUUGGACAAGGGGGACUCCCCUAUAAGCAGAGGCCUCACAAAUAAAAGUUUACCAAUUAAAAAUCAAAACCCUAGAGAGAGUGAGUGAGUGAGAAAUCAGAAAAAAUGUCGGAGAACAUCCCUUUGGAAAUCGUGGAAAGAAUCCGUGAAAUUAAAUGGGUGAUUCAGUCCAGAUCGGUUUCAAAGCUAUGGAAGUCGAGGAUCGAUAGCAAGGAGUUCGUCGCUGCUCAUCCCGUGAUGAUGAUAAUCAACGUCUACUUGUCAUGAAAGAAGAUUAUGGUGGCACUUUCGCAAUUCCAAAGCGUGAAUACGAGUCCAUAGUGGAUGAUGACAGCUUCCCACAUCGAAAACGACUAGAAGAUUAUGCAACUACUAGCACCUAUGUGGAGGUAUACACGCUAGGUUCGGUAAGAGGGACUUGGAGAAGCCCAUUAAGUAGCAAUUUCCCUCAUAAAUCCAUUGAAAUUGAGGGAUAUUCUCAGGCGGUUGUAAAUGGGGUUAUUUACUGGAAUGCUGUUGUUGAUAGGAUUUUUGUGGGUACCAAGAUUGUUAGCACCAAUCACAGGUAUCUGAUCAUGUCAUUUGAUUUCACAAGUGAAGAAUUCGCCCAACUAAACCUUCCUGGUCAUUUAGCACUCGACCCUGAUGCUCAUUUCUCGCUAUAUAACGUAAGGGAGUCUCUUGCUGUUAUUGAGUUCGGUGGCAAUGACAACGAUGUACUAUGGAUGAUGAUUCGGCAUGGUUGUUUUAAUAAGCUAUACUCCAUUGCAACAGGGGAUAGUGCUAUAUUCGGAUUCCGAAAGAAUGGUGCACUCAUUAUAGAGUAUGAGGACGUCAAUUCACUCGAUCCAGUUGCUAUGUAUGAACCAGAAUCAAAAAACAUCACAGAAUUCGCAACUCUAAAAGGUACCUCUUUUGUGCAUUCCUACAAGGAGACACUCCUUUUGCUUGGUCAUUGAGACUACUCUGGUCAUUGUUUUGCCAACACACAUUGCAUAGUCUGCGUUUGACUAGAGGACUUCUAAAAGAUGCAAGCAAAGUUCUAGAGAAACUCUCAUGCAGAAGCAGAUUUAAGGUUAAGAAAUUUCUAAACACAUUACAUAUAGAUUCAUGUUUUUUUUAUCUGCGAGAUCCAUGUUUAAUAUUAGUUAUGUUGAAUCUUACUUCAUUGUAAACAUUUAAACAAUUACUUUGUUGACAUUUAAACAGUUAUGUUUUGUGUUGGUCUAA
Messenger RNA from Erigeron canadensis, 1363 nucleotides. RefSeq lists its product as uncharacterized. The coding region runs from base 397 to 1092 and encodes 231 amino acids. The record is from RefSeq and is a predicted model, not a curated record. Lineage: Eukaryota; Viridiplantae; Streptophyta; Magnoliopsida; Asterales; Asteraceae. The transcript has 2 exons.